Choloepus didactylus (southern two-toed sloth) is the source of this 2661-nucleotide messenger RNA. It is a transcript of the gene RRP7A, whose product is annotated as ribosomal RNA processing 7 homolog A. Gene Ontology annotation, biological process: ribosomal small subunit assembly; rRNA processing. The record is from RefSeq and is a predicted model, not a curated record. Gene Ontology annotation, molecular function: nucleic acid binding. Lineage: Eukaryota; Metazoa; Chordata; Mammalia; Pilosa; Megalonychidae. The coding region runs from base 15 to 857 and encodes 280 amino acids. Gene Ontology annotation, cellular component: UTP-C complex; CURI complex. The transcript is spliced from 7 exons.
UUCUGGUCGGCAAGAUGGUGGCGCGCAGGAGGAAGCGUGCGGCGCGGGCCUCCGAGGAGGCGAUCCCGAGCCCGCCGGGCUACUCAGCCGUUCCAGUCAAGUUCUCUGAGAAGCAGCAGGCCUGUCAUCACCUCUACGUGAGAGAGCACAGAGUCCGAGAAGGCACCAAGUCUGCGUGGCCUCCGAAGCGGACCCUUUUUGUUCUCAAUGUGCCCCCCUACUGCACUGAGGAGGGCCUGUCCCGCCUGCUCUCCCCUUGUGGCCACAUCCAGUCCCUGGAGUUGCAGGAGAAGCCUGUCCUUGCCGAGGGCCCAGAGGAGCCAAAGUCGACAUUUUUCCACCCAAAGCCUGUUCCGGGGUUCCGGGUAGCCUACGUGGUGUUCCAGAAGGCCGGUGGAGUGAUGGCUGCUUUGGCCCUGAAGGGCCCUUUGCUGGUCUCGACAGAGAGUCACCCUGUGAAGACUGGUGUUCACAAGUGGAUCAGUGACUAUGCAGACUCGGUGCUGGACCCCGAGGCCCUGAGGGUUGAAGUGGACACGUUCAUGGAGGCAUAUGACAAGAAGGUGGCUGAGGAGGAGACUAAGGCCAAGGAGGAGGAGGGCGUCCCUGAUGAGGAGGGCUGGGUGAAGGUGACCCGCCGCGGCCGGCGGCCCGUGCUGCCCCGGACAGAGGCGGCCAGCCUGCGGGUGCUGGAGAGGGAGAAGAGGAAGCGCGCCCGCAAGGAGCUGCUCAACUUCUAUGCCUGGCAGCACCGCGAGACCAAGAUGGAGCAUCUUGCACAAUUGCGCAAGAAGUUCGAGGAGGACAAGCAGAGGAUUGAACUGAUGCGGGCCCAGCGCAAAUUCCGGCCCUACUGAGCUGUCCUGCCUGUGGCCCCAGGGAGAGGGGAGGGAACAAGUAGGGGAGCCAGGCCAGUGGGCAGACGAGGCCCGGCAGAGCCUGAGCUGCUCGCCCCUGGGCAGGUGUGCCCUGGCGAGUGGACACCGUGCUGAGGGCCCCCGGGCUGAACAGCCCCGUCUCUGAGGCCACAUGGGCUGGGGGCAAAGGACACUGUCACCCUUGGUUUUUGUGCUUCGGGCACAAGGGGCCCAGUGCUGGCAGGGCCUCCCUAGGGUGCGGAGGUGGCCCUCAGGAAGCCUCCUGCCCAGGAAGCGGCUCCUUCCCUUGCCUGGCCUCAUUCUCAGCUUGUCUGGAGCCUCUCCUCGCACGGGGAUCGGUCAGAGGGAAACUGGAAGUAUCUGUGAUAUUCUCCCCUUUCCCUCAAUGGAAGAGCCUGGCUGGCAGUGAAACAGCCUCAGAAGCAGUACGUUCUAUUUUUCAACUGACUACCGAAGUCCCUGGGCUGUAGCCCUCCUGUGCCAGCACUGCCAGCUCACAUCAGAUUAUCAGCCACAGAACAAGCAACUCCCACAUCCAGGCACUGCCUGCCCCGUGAAGUCACCCAGAAUCUCAGCCACCUCCUGCGACUGCCGGAUCCUCUGCCUGUCCUGGGCACCUGGCUUUGCUGCAGGCUUGCGAGUUAGGAGCCCGGACUCUCCUGGCUCUGUAAGAAGGCGCUGAUGAUAGGGGCCACGUGGUGGGCCUUGUUCAUGUGGAUGUAGUGAUUGCCGGGGACUUCCACAAACUGGUACUGCUGGAGAGGGGGGGCAGCAUGGGGAGUGGGCCUCAGGGAGGGCACUGUCCCCUCCCCAGCCUAGGGGAGUAUCCCGAGCCCCCACAGAGAACACCAUGUCCUCCCAGGGCCAGCCACCUCCCAGUGGUUCACAAGCACCCCCCAGGCCGAGCUUUGGGGCAGCGGCUGACAUGCUUUUCCCCACAUGCCUGGCUUGUCCUCCAGUCAGGCCCCAUCUCUGAGCCAGUGACAAAGGCCCAACUAGGACGACUGUUCCCAAACGCAGGCCUCUAGGCAAGGCCUCAGCAGGGGUUCUGGGCCUUUCUGGGCUGAAGGCUGUAAAGUGAGGCUGGGUGGGGUUGGAGAAUAUGGUGCCAGCCUAGCCUCAACAUGGGAGGGGUCAGCAGUCUGGGCUCCUAAUUCUGAUUGUCGAUAUCAGGCCCCCUUGAAAGGAGUACAGGGUGGGACCUCAGGCCUCGGGAGGGCAAGCCGGCUUGCCAGCCUGCUGCUGCCUGGGGGAGAACUCCACCUGGCUUGGCUCCCAUCUGUCCCCCUACCACAAACAGGCUCCCUCUUAAGCUCUCUGGGUUUGGUGUGGGGUAGUAGCAAGAUGUCUGCAUGGAAGUGUUGGGUUUAUGGUUAGAUGAUCCUAAAAGGGUAGCCAGGGCCCCCAGCCCCCACACCCCCAUGGUACUGGUUACCUACAGGGAUCGUGAGGCAGCAGGGGGAUCAGCUAUGAGGGACCACCUCUGGCUGGGUUAGUGUUGGCUCUGGGGUCUAUGUAUCACAGGGAGAUUCCAUUCCCUGUGAUCUGGUUUACAUGUGACCCAGGGGCAACAGGGCCUGACCCAGGGGGGGAGGUAAAGCUUGGUAGCUCCUGGGGUCUCUUGAUCCCAUACCAGGUCAGUGUUGAACCUGGGGCCAGGCCAGGGGUCCCGGUGCAGGAAAGAAGAUGGGUGGGGGGCACCCUGAUGCCAUCUCCUGUACCCCUGCCCCCAGUGCACUUACCUCUUUUAGGACAGAUUUCAACACGCCAAUUAGAAAAAGCA